GGCGUUGUUGGGAGGCGGUGUCGGGUGGAGGACUGCUGGUUAGUUUGUGCUGUGUUUAUUGUUAAGGUUGUGUGGAUUAGCACUGCGGAACCCCGUCCAAUUUCCACUGAGGAUCUCCAUGGGUGUAAUAUAAGACAAACAUGCGCGGCCUUUCCCAAGUCGUCUGGAGGAGUCCUACAUGGCAGACACAAAGGAGCCUAUUGAAAGUGUUGGAACCGGAUGCCUAUAACUAUAAAUGAGUAGUAACACUGGAAUAACAUAGCCAAAAAUUAGUCUCUCUGCCACAGCUCGAGUUCUUAAAAAUGGCAAACUCCGUGGCGUUAGUGGUUCAAACUGACCUUUUGCCGCCCCAGUCCCCGUUCCCCUCCCUCCUCGGUUCGGGGGAGGAGGACGAGAGGGAGAGGGGAGACCUGGUGGAUGAAGACAAAACAGGUGUGGAGAGCGGAGGAGAGGUGGUGCUCGACGUAGCGCCCUCUUCAGCAUCAGGGGGGACAGUGCAGCCGGAGCAGGCCGAGCACCCGUUUCAGUGCUUGGACUGUGGCAAGAGUUUCCGGUGGUCGUCCAGGCUGACGCAUCACCAACGCAGCCACAACAACGAGCGACCGUACCGCUGCAACCUCUGCCCCAAAGCGUUUAAGGGCUCCUCUGCUCUGCUCUAUCACCAAAGAUCCCAUUCAGGCGAAAAACCAUACAAAUGUCAAGAUUGUGGGAAAGCUUUCAAACGCUCCUCCUUGCUUCAGGUCCACCAGAGUGUCCACACCGGAGUGCGAACCUUCUUGUGCCCUUAUUGUCCCCUGACCUUCAAAUGGAGCUCUCACUACCAGUAUCACCUGCGUCAGCACACAGGCGAGUGCCCCUAUCCCUGUGACUCUUGCCCCAAAGCCUUUAAGAACUCCAGCAGUCUGCGCAGGCAUAAGAACGUGCACCUGGGGCUGAAGCCGUACACCUGCUCCGUCUGUAACAAGUCCUUCACUCAGUCCACAAACCUGAGGCAGCACAUGAGGAUCCACACCGGAGAGCGCCCCUAUGUCUGCGGCGAAUGUGGGCGGAGCUUCACACACUCCUCCAACCUCGCGCUGCAUAAAAACUCCCAUUCAAACGUCAGUAACUCUGCAAAGGACGCAAAGAGAGGAGACGCACAGAAGGGGAACAGUGUAGUUGAGAUAGUGGUUGGUCCAGAGGAGGUGACAUCCUCCAUGUUAACAGAUAUGGUCGGAUUCGUCAGCCAAGAGGGAGCUGAAGGAGUCGCCGUGGGGAUGGAGGAGGUAUUUUUGUCCACCGGCUCCAACAGCCAGACGCCAGGGCUGCUGCCCCAGCUGACCCUCACCUCCUCUGGGGUAGACGGCCGCUCUUCCAGGCCCAUAGGGACAGAGGUCCACCUGAGCACUGACACUGGGGCCAGUGUGCUGCUGUACAGCUGCGGCAGCUGCAGCCAGACCUUUGGCACCAGGACUGAACUGGAGGAGCACCAGUCCAUCCACAUGACCCCAGAGCCUGCGCCCGGAGUAGAGACUGGCCCCGCGGGCAGCAUCGAGGUGGGCGAGGGGCUGAUGGGAUCUGGGCACCUGCUCGCAGACUUUGAAGAAGUUGUGGAGACCACCACAGUCUCUGAAAAUGGACAAACUGCAGAAGUGCUGCUCGGGCUGACAGGGGCUGCAGACAGCAGUAAUACUAAUGUGGGAGCCACCCAGGCCCAGUUCGACCUUCUGCAGAGCCUGACAGCGGUGACUCAGAGCUCAGAGACGAUGCAGCCGGAGCCCAGAACCACAUGGGCAGGGCUGUCAUGUGGCUACUGCAAUAAGAGCUUCAAAACCAGCGGAGGCCUCAACAGACAUGUCUCCCUGAUGCACACGGUGACAUCGCAGUCCCGUUGCCAGUUCAGCUGCUCAGCCUGCGACCGCUCCUUCCCCCUCCUCUCCUCCCUCCUCACCCACCAACACUCCCACACCCCGGAGCAGAGACUUUUAGCCGAAGCAGAGGCCGAAAUCGUGUGUCCCCCUUCGCUGUCCCUGUCUCUGCCCCUCCCGUCCUCUCCCAGUCAGACUGAUAAACAGCAGGAGGAGCAAAGAGAAAUCUGCGUUGAUAUCAUUACUGUCGGUGAAGAGCAAGAACAGCAAGCCAAGCCGCUCAAGUCUCUGAAGAAGGCGGGGGGCAAAAACACAGUGGCUGGAGAGAGGCCUUAUCGCUGCUCAGAGUGUGGAAAGGCUUUUAAAGGCUCCUCUGGUCUGAAGUACCACAUGAGAGAUCACACGGGAGAACGACCCUAUCGAUGCACUGAGUGUGGCAAGAGCUUCAAACGCUCCUCCCUGCUCUCCAUACACCAGAGGGUACACACAGGCGUCCGGGCGUUCCAGUGCCCGCAUUGCCCGCUCACGUUCAAAUGGAGCUCGCACUAUCAGUACCACCUGAGGCAGCACACAGGAGAGCGGCCCUAUGUGUGUAAGGAGUGUGGAAAGUCCUUCAAAAACACCAGCUGUCUGCGCAGACACAGUCAGAUGCACUCAGGUCUGAGGCCGCAUACGUGUCCCAUCUGCUCCAAGUCAUUCUCCCAAACGUCAAAUCUCAAACAGCAUGAGCGUACCCACUCCGGAGAGCGCCCGUACCAGUGCACCACCUGCAACAAAAGCUUCACUCACUCGUCCAACCUCCAGCUGCACCUCCGCACUCACUCCACACAGAAGGACUUCAAAUGCCCCUACUGCUCCAAAGAGUUUGUCAUGCAAUCCUACCUGCAACGCCACAUCCGAACCCACACCAAUACCUCCGCCGUACCCAAUGGAGGAGCUAAGGAUGGUGUAGCGGUGAAAGCUAACGUGGGCGGAGUUACCACAACCACGACCCUUCUCAACCCCAUCACCUUGGAAACCUCAGCGAACAACGGUAGUUUGAUUGUGUCGCAACCAGCUUUGAAUAUCCCUCCGAAUUCGUCUCAAAACUAUUUCAUGAUUCAAACGGUCAACGGUCUCCAGCUUAUACCGCUUUCGACCCCGACGCCAACCCCGCCUCCCCCUCCACCCAAUCCUCCGCAGAACUACCUCCUUUUGCAGUGUCCCUCUAACAACGGAGGUCAGUCACAUCUGAUUCUCGUCCCAACAGCUUCUGAAUCGCAAGCCCUCCCGAUGCUACAGACGAUUCAAACCCUCCAGCCGGUUGUAAACCAAAUACAGCAAUUUCAAAAUCCGUUACAACAACCGCAACAAUUCAUUCUCACGAGGAGCAAAAACAGCGCCAAAGAAACUGUCAUGACGCCAUCGCAAACACUGCCGCCUAAUUCGAUUUUCUCUAAACCUAUACUGGGGAAAAGCACUCGGACUGCUAGGAAUAAACGGGGGCGUAAAAGCAAAACGGCAGAACAGAAGACAGAACAAGCUGCAAGUUUUUCAUCCAAUAAUUCUUUAAAUAAAACUGCAGAUAACAUCACUACAGUGCCAACACUGCCUUCACCAACCUCAGUAUCUAACACGACUCCAACCCAAGUUCCUAUAUCUGUGGAUAACUUGGGACUCCCACCAACCGAAACUAAACCAACACCGAUUUCAACCAAUUCAGAAGUGACAACCCCAGAGCAGGAAUCAAGUAAAGAGUUUGUUUUAUGUUUUGAUAAUGAAAGUUUAACAAAAGACGCAAUGAAUGUGGGAGGAGGUGGGGACUCGUACAUGUUACAGUUUGAAGGGGAAGGAUCAGGCCAAGCUAUAGGUGAAGAAAUUGGGAAACAAGGUAAAUCGCUUUUGUUGCAGUUCAAUACAGAUCAAGAUUUAGACGACAAGAAAGACGAUAAAGGAAGAAUCAUGUCACUUUUGCAAAACUGGAGCGAUGAAAAAAGCAGCGAGAAGCAAGUUCAAAGCAGUGAACCAGAAUACGUUUUGCAUUUUCACUCCGAGGACCAGAACGCGACUGCAAACGAUGCCCAGUUUCACCAAGAGCAAGGGAAUGGUAGCUUAAAACUAACGUGCACAUCGAACCAAGACUUAGGAUCCCUGGACAGACAGGAAGUGGUAUUUGAGCUGGACGGUGAGGCGAAGAUAGGACAGGAGCAAGAAGAAGGGAUGCAGAUGAUAGCGUUAAUUGAAAGAGACGCAGAUAGUGAAGCUACAGGUCACACAGUUAACCAGCACCAAGGAGCGAUGGAGAGCAUAUUUCAGCUCGAAGGAGGGCAGGAGAUUGUUAUAAUUGAGGUAAAUACAAGUGGCAUGGAAAACAGACUAGAAACAGUAGGAGGUGGGAAAAUUGCAAAUAAUGAAAUUCCAUGUGAGGAUAUAAAAAUGGAUACAAAGGAACUGGAGUGCACGGUUAAUGAAGGAAAACAGAUGUUAGAAGACCCAAAAUAGACUGGUCCGACUCUGCAUGUGAACCAGGUCUGUGUGUAGCACUUUAGUCAGUGUGUGUGGCCUCGUGAAGAACAUGCAUCAUUAGACUGUGUGUGAAAAUGCCACGGGGCCACAAUAGAACUGUUAUACAUUUACAUAGGCUGUACAGACUUUGUAAUAGGCAAAUUAAUAUAUUACUAUAAAUUAUUCUGUCAUUGGCAGGUUGUUUAUUAUUGAUUUUUGUGAAUAAAUGUACACUUUGUAUCAUGGUUAUAGGCUAUGUUAAUGUAAAAUAUUAAUACUGAUCAUUCUGAAUAAUACAGUGCUAACACAU
Molecule: messenger RNA, 4641 nt
Organism: Periophthalmus magnuspinnatus
Lineage: Eukaryota; Metazoa; Chordata; Actinopteri; Gobiiformes; Gobiidae
Gene: znf628
Product: zinc finger protein 628
Exons: 9
Coding region: 303-4328 (1341 amino acids)
Source: RefSeq, a predicted model, not a curated record